Molecule: messenger RNA, 4400 nt
Organism: Rosa rugosa (rugosa rose)
Lineage: Eukaryota; Viridiplantae; Streptophyta; Magnoliopsida; Rosales; Rosaceae
Product: putative E3 ubiquitin-protein ligase LIN-2
Exons: 9
Coding region: 482-4072 (1196 amino acids)
Biological process (GO): protein ubiquitination
Molecular function (GO): ubiquitin-protein transferase activity
Source: RefSeq, a predicted model, not a curated record
ACAGUUUGAAAUCACAAGUAAGCCUGCAAAUACUAAGAAACACGCUUUGAUAGUUUGAAACAGUCUCACUACUUCUGUAAAUCUUUCUUCAUUUGUCAGGUUUCUUUUGUCACUCUCUUCCUCACUGAUUCAUUGCUUCCUUGCCUAUUGUAGUCAUUCUGCAUCGUUUUCUCACUAUUUUGGUUUUGUUUUUUUUCCCAUGUCUUCAACUCCCUAUAUAGACAAAGCCCUGCUCUUUCUUCUUCCUUCCUUAGAUUCCUCCCCACCAUAUUCUUUGUUUUUAAUCAAACCCAAAUCUUUUUAUUCUUUGGUUUCUUGUUUUACUGCCGACCCUGUUUGAUUGCCCUCAAGGUGUUUAAUCAAAUGCCUCUGACGUUUUGGCAACUGGGUUUUGCGUGAAGUUUCCAGAAGAAGCCACAGUUUGUUAUAAAGAGGUUCAAGGUCUCUUGUUACUGUAGAAAGGGUGUUGGUAUCACCACAUAUGACAUCGUCUCUGGAGGACCUUCUUGCAGAAGAUGGUUUCAAAGGAAAAAAAUUGUGGGCAAGGUCGAAGACUUCCUUGAGGACUGAAACUAGGCCUCAUCACCUUAGUCCAGACCAACCAAAGAGACAUUCAGUGUCAGGAGAUAUAAGGACAGGGAGGACGAGGUCUGAUGUAAAUCGUAAUGGUACAAAAGGUGAUGUGCCGACAGGUGAUGACAUUAGAGGUAGGAGGGGACUAAGAGAUGAUCUCCUUAGAAGAGAUGAAGUAAGUGGAGGAUCAAAGAAAGAAGUUAGGAAUAGUAGACUUGGAGGACUAGGUUCUACUAGCGGGUGGGAAGCUAGGAGUUUAAAUAGCAAUUUAGCAGAGAGAGGUAAUGCUAGCGUGUGGGAAGCUAGAAGUUUAAAGAGUAAUUUAUCGGAUAGAGGUCAUGCCAGUGUGUGGGAAGCUAGAAGUGUGAAGAAUAAUUUAUCAGUGUGGGAAGCUGGAAGUUCAAAGAGCAAUUUAUCAGAGGAUCAGCCGGAAACUGAGAUAGUUGAGGUUGAAGAUGAAGAAUACAAGGACAUAUAUUCAAAUGAGUUGUAUAGGUCAGAGGGAAGGAACGGUAAAUAUUCUACUGGAAGUAUGGAAAAGGAAGGAUUUGAUGAGAGGUUAAGGAAGUUGAAUGAGGAGGAUAGGAGGCACAGCAACAGUUCAACUAACCAUGUGUUGAGUUUUAGUGAAGUUAACAGGAAAAGCAGGAAACAGCGUGCGAGCUCUCAUGACAGAUUAAAGAGAGGUUCAUCAAUCAGCAAAACUUCUGACUAUAGCGGCAGCCAAAAGCGUGAUAAAGUUUUACAUCCUGCUUCUAAACCUGCUCUUGAUGAAAUUGCUAUCAAGGCCAUGGUUUCCAUAUUAAGUGGAUAUAUUAAGCGUUUUAUCAAAGAGGAGGAGUUCCGGAUUGCACUUAGAGAUAACUGCCUGAGUUCUCUAAGCUCUAAUGAUCAGGAAGAAGAGCAUGCUGAGAGCAAAGUCAUACUAAACCUGGAAGAAGCAAUGGAAACAAUAGCAAUGGCUGCUGAGGAGUCUGCAAAUGAAAAAGAUCUAAGAAGAGCCUCUUUGCAGCUUAGUGUUAUCACAGGGUUGACCUCCGAUGAUUUGAAGGACGGAUUUACAUCGGGGGUUUUUAAUUGUAGGUUGUCAGCUUGUGCUCAUCUCUACCUCAGUGUGGUGUAUAAGAUACUGAAGAAAGACAGGGUAUCGGCAAAGCAUGUUCUGCAAGUGUUCUGUGAUUCACCAUUUACUGCAAGAACGAUAUUGUUGCCUGAAUUGUGGGACUAUCUAUUUCUUCCACAUCUUUCACAUUUAAAGGUGUGGUAUGAUCAGGAGGCUGAUUCUCUGGCAGAUGCACACAAUGGGCCAAGGAAACUGAAGCUUUUAGGAAAGGUGUACAAUGAUAUUUUAGACUCUGGGACUUACCAAUUUGCAGUUUACUACAAGGAUUGGCUUACAGAAGGAAUUGAAUCUCCUAGCAUUCCUUCCAUCCAUAUCCCUUCAUUAUCUCUUCGACAAGUUCAGCAGGGAGGUUCUCAUGGUCAUUCUUCAGAGAUAGCUAGUCCAGGUGGUCCGCAAUCAAUGGUCAGCAAAAAAUUGUAUGAUGCAGUGUUUGGCCGCGCAAGUAAAACCGAAUUGUAUGAAGUUGAAGACGAUGGAGAGAUUGAAAGCUUUGAAGAUUGUAUGAGAACUCCUGAUGGUUCAGUUGUUGUUGAACAAAAAAGACCGUACUCUGGUGAAGCAACUCAAUAUGGGUAUCGAGACAUUGAAGAAGAUUCCACUCAGACUGCACUAGAAGAUGAAUUCCUUGUUGAAAAUGGACUCUCAAUGGCACCUGAGCAACAAUGGAGUUGUUUUGGAGACAUUGAUCCACCAGAAAGUGACCUCAAUGACCAAUUUGGUGAAAUUUCUAGAGAAAAUACAGAAAGCACCAAGAUGCUACAUCAACCAGCUCCCAAAGAAAAGGAGCUUACUCCAAAAGGGAUUAGAAAAUCAACCUCCACUGUUUCGAAUUCUAGUCAAGCAUCAAUUACCAGUUCUAUCAUAAAUCCAGUCAAAGCAAGUUCUUCUUCUGAAGAGUUGCAUGGAAGUUAUGUUGAAGAAGGAAUUGAUUCAUCAAGUAUUCCCCAGGACUUCCUCUGCCCUCUAAGUGGGGAGUUGUUUGAAGAUCCAGUGACUCUAGAGACUGGCCAAACCUUUGAGCGGUCAGCCAUCAGGGCAUGGUUUGAUGAGGGAAACAGAACAUGUCCUGUGACAGGAAAAGCUUUGGAAUCUCUAGCAGUACCUCUUACAAAUUUAAUCUUAAAGCGUGUGAUUCGUAGUUGGAAGUCUGAACAUUCUAGGCAACUCUUAGCUUAUGCCUCUCAUGUAGUGGGGACCUCAGGGAGAGUUGGAUCCAAACACUAUGACGAAACAAUUAUUUUUGUGCUAGAGCAGCUUCUCACUUGUUUCAGCAAAAAGGAAAGAACAGCAAAUGCCAGACAUCUUAUCUCUCUUGGAUGCUUGCAGUUUCUUCUUCAACGGUUUGAAGUAGGAAAGGAGGAAGAGAAAUCACGUGUAGCAGCACUCUUUGCCUGUUGCAUAAAGGCAGAUGCAGAUUGUAGGAAUCUAAUUGCAAGCAGCAUCAACAAACAGUGCCUCGUGGAGCUGCUUCAGGGAAAAGAGGUUAAAAUAAGAACAAAUGCAGUGUUGUUGAUGACAGAACUCAUCUGCUUGAAGAGGAAGAAAGAUGUUUCAUUAUUUCUCACUGGCUUGCAGAAUGAAGGGAUGGUGAAUACAAUGGCCAUUUUGCAUGAGCAUAUCCAGAGUUCUUUACCCAACCAAAGGCCCCUGGCCGCUGUGCUUUUGUUCUACCUAGAUAUUUUGGUAUCAAUUAAACCUCAAGAGUAUAGCAUACAUAGAUCGGAAGCAGUUGAUGCCCUUGCCGAAUGUCUUGAUUGCAGCUUAACUGAUGUGAAUGUCCGAGAGAAUUGCUGCAAAGCGCUUCUUAUCUUGGGAAUGCAUUUCUCUAUCUCUGGAAAAUUGUUGUCAGAAAAGUGGAUAACAGAGGAAGCAAAUCCUAAUGGUAAUGGUGAAGUGAAUUCGGUUGACAAUGAAGACGGUUCACUAGCUAGUGACAGAUAUCCAUCGGAUGAUGAAGAAAAUUUGACUGAAUAUUGGUUGAGGUACUUGACAAUCACACUGCUUGGAUAUGGAAAAAAAUCAAUUUUAGAAGUCCUUUCAAAGUGUCUAGGGUCAGAACACUCGAAUUUGGUCAGGAUGUGCCUAAUCACUGCAGAAUGGUUGAGCCGAGCACUUACUUCACUAUCUGAUUCCGAGUUUCAGCUCUUAGCCUUCUCAUCUCUCAUUCCUCCACUGAAGGAAAACCUGAAGAACAGUGAGCACGUUGAGCACAAAAUUCUUGCUUCAAUGUCUCUGCUCAACUUCAGCAAAAUCUCCGAGUGCAGGGUGCUUUUGAUGGAAAGCACAGAAGAUAUUUCAAUUCCUCUACAAAACCUUGCUGAAGUAACAUGGAGUGCAAAAGUGUUAUAUGCCAUCAUUUCUGGACACAAUCUUUAGACCGGUAAGAAAGAUAUGCCGGUCUGAAUUAUUCACUGCCACGUUACAAUUUACAGGCAUCUACUUGAAGUAAUCAGAAGCUUCAGUAUCUCCUGGAUUUCUGAAUAGAAGAAAAAUUGAAAAUUCUAGAGGAAAGAACCAUAUUAAGUCUAGUAACCUACAAUAUGAAAUACAACAGCGGCAGAUGCUAUGCCCCGAAUCCUACUAUGCCGAACCAGCUACUCUGCAAACUGGGCAUUUGAAAUAGAAAGGCCUAGGGGGAAAGCACAUAAAAACGUUAGCGUGAAUGGACAAAAAAUAAGUAUUUGUAAAGAAAAGAGAUUUUAUA